Molecule: messenger RNA, 3146 nt
Organism: Saimiri boliviensis boliviensis (Bolivian squirrel monkey)
Lineage: Eukaryota; Metazoa; Chordata; Mammalia; Primates; Cebidae
Gene: PRDM1
Product: PR/SET domain 1
Biological process (GO): regulation of transcription by RNA polymerase II; cell fate commitment
Cellular component (GO): nucleus; cytoplasm
Molecular function (GO): DNA-binding transcription repressor activity, RNA polymerase II-specific; RNA polymerase II cis-regulatory region sequence-specific DNA binding; protein binding
Source: RefSeq, a predicted model, not a curated record
AGGGGAAACCAGACACACACAGUGCGCCGUGACACUAGGCCCUCCAGUGUUGCGGAGAGGCAAGAGCAGCGCGGAGAGGCGAGAGCACCUGUCCGCCCGGAGCCGGGACGCGGGCGCCGGGGCGGCCGGACGGAGCGAGAAGGGACCGCCGCCGAGGUGCGCGUCCGUGCGGCUCAGCCCAGCGGGAGACGCGGGGAGAAUGUGGACUGGGUAGAGAUGAGCGAGACUUUUCUCAGAUGUUGGAUAUUUGCGUGGAAAAACGUGUGGGUACGACCUUGGCUGCCCCCAAGUGUAGCUCCGGUGCUGUGAGGUUUCAGGAAUUGGCAGAGGGGACCGAGGGAACCAUGAAAAUGGACAUGGAGGAUGCGGAUAUGACUCUGUGGACAGAGGCUGAAUUUGAAGAGAAGUGUACAUACAUUGUGAACGACCACCCCUGGGAAGCCGGUGCUGAUGGCGGGACUUCGGUUCAGGCGGAGGCAUCCUUACCGAGGAAUCUGCUUUUCAAGUGUGCCACAAACAGCAAAGAGGUUCUUGGCGUGAUGAGUAAAGAAUACAUACCAAAGGGCACACGUUUUGGGCCCCUAAUAGGUGAAAUCUACACCAGUGACACAGUUCCCAAGAACGCCAACAGGAAAUAUUUUUGGAGGAUCUAUUCCAGGGGGGAGCUUCUCCACUUCAUUGAUGGCUUUAAUGAAGAGAAAAGCAACUGGAUGCGCUAUGUGAAUCCAGCGCACUCUGCCCGGGAGCAAAACCUGGCUGCGUGUCAGAACGGGAUGAACAUCUACUUCUACACCAUUAAGCCCAUCCCUGCCAACCAGGAACUUCUUGUGUGGUAUUGUCGGGACUUUGCAGAAAGGCUUCACUACCCUUAUCCCGGAGAGCUGACAAUGAUGAAUCUCACACAAACACAGAGCAAUCUAAAGCAACUGAGCACAGAGAAAAAUGAACUCUGCCCAAAGAAUGUCCCAAAGAGAGAGUACAGCGUGAAAGAAAUCCUCAAAUUGGACUCCAACCCCUCCAAAGGCAAGGACCUGUACCGUUCUAACAUUUCACCCCUGACAUCAGAAAAGGACCUCGAUGACUUUAGAAGACACGGGAGCCCCGAAAUGCCCUCCUACCCUCGGGUGGUUUACCCCAUCCGGGCCCCUCUGCCAGAAGACUUUUGGAAAGCUUCCCUGGCCUACGGGAUGGAGAGACCCACUUACAUCACUCACUCCCCCAUUCCAUCCUCCACCACUCCAAGCCCCUCUGCAAGAAGCAGCCCCGACCAAAGCCUCAAAAGCUCCAGCCCCCACAGCAGCCCUGGGAACACGGUGUCCCCUGCGGGCCCCGGCUCUCAAGAGCACCGGGACUCCUACGCUUACUUGAACGCGCCCUACGGCUCGGAAGGUUUGGGCUCCUACCCCGGCUACGCACCCCUGCCCCACCUCCCGCCAGCCUUCAUCCCCUCGUACAACGCUCACUACCACAAGUUCCUCCUGCCCCCCUACGGCAUGAAUUGUAAUGGCCUGGGGGCUGUGAGCAACAUGAAUGGCCUCAACAACUUUGGCCUCUUCCCGAGGCUGUGCCCUGUCUACAGCAACUUCCUCAGUGGGGGCAGCCUGCCCCACCCCGUGCUCAACCCCCCUUCCCUCCCAAGCUCGCUGCCCUCAGACGGAGCCCGGAGGUUGCUGCAGCCGGAGCAUCCCAGGGAGGUGCUUGUCCCAGCGCCCCACAGUGCCUUCUCCCUUACCGGGGCCGCUGCCAGCAUGAAGGACAAGGCCUGUAGCCCCACGAGCGGGUCUCCCACGGCGGGCACAGCCGCCACGGCAGAACAUGUGGUGCAGCCCAAAGCUACCUCAGCAGCGAUGGCAGCCCCCAGCAGCGACGAAGCCAUGAAUCUCAUUAAAAACAAAAGAAACAUGACUGGCUACAAGACCCUUCCCUACCCGCUGAAGAAGCAGAACGGCAAGAUCAAGUACGAAUGCAACGUUUGCGCCAAGACUUUCGGUCAGCUCUCCAAUCUGAAGGUCCACCUGAGAGUGCACAGUGGAGAACGGCCUUUCAAAUGUCAGACUUGCAACAAGGGCUUUACUCAGCUCGCCCACCUGCAGAAACACUACCUGGUACACACGGGAGAAAAGCCCCAUGAAUGCCAGGUCUGCCACAAGCGAUUUAGCAGCACCAGCAAUCUCAAGACCCAUCUGCGACUCCAUUCCGGAGAGAAACCGUACCAGUGCAAGGUGUGCCCUGCCAAGUUCACCCAGUUCGUGCACCUGAAACUGCACAAGCGUCUGCACACCCGGGAGCGGCCCCACAAGUGUGCCCAGUGCCACAAGAACUACAUCCAUCUCUGUAGCCUCCAGGUUCACCUGAAGGGGAACUGCCCUGUAGCCCCGGCCCCCGGGCUGCCCUUGGAAGACCUGACCCGAAUCAAUGAAGAAAUCGAGAAGUUUGACAUCAGCGACAAUGCCGACCGGCUCCAGGACAUGGAGGAUGACAUCAGUGUGGUCUCUGUCGUGGAGAAGGAAAUUCUGGCCAUGGUCAGAAAAGAGAAAGAGGAAACUGGCCUGAAAGUUUCUUUGCAAAGAAACAUGGGGAAUGGACUCCUCUCCUCAGGGUGUGGCCUUUACGAGUCAUCAGAUCUGCCCCUCAUGAAGUUGCCUCCCAGCAACCCGCUACCUCUGGUACCUGUAAAGGUCAAACAAGAAACAGUCGAACCAAUGGAUCCUUAAGAUUUUCUGAAAACACUUGUUUUGUUUCUUAAGUUAUGACUUGGUGAGUCAGGGUGCCUGUAGGAAGUUGCUUGUACAUAAUUCCAGCUCUGCAAAGCUCUCUUGAUAGCAAAUGGUUUCCCUCACCUCUGGAAUUAAAGAAGGAACUCCAAAGUUACUGAAAUCUCAGGGCGUGAACAAGGCAAAGGCCAUAUAUAUAUAUAUAUAUAUAUAUAUAUAUAUAUACACACACACAUAUUAUAUAUACUUAUUUACUCCCAUGUCUAUAUAUUUGCGCCUGUGUAUUUUGAAUAUUUGUGUGGAUAUGUUUGCAUAGCCUUCCCAUUACUAAGACUCUUGCCUAGUCUUAAUUAUUUUUUCAAUGAUAAUCCUUCAUAAUUUAUUAUACAAUUUAUCAUUCAGAAAGCAAUAAUUAAAAAAGUUUACAAUAAC